AUGACUCUGCCAAAAUCCAUCGCCGUUUCCUCUGCCAUGCAAUCUCAUCCCCAUCAAUACACCCAUAUCCACAACCACAAUCAUUACCAACCCAUCGUCGUGCAUCAUAACGCCAUGUCCAUCGCUGCAAUGAACAACAAUAACGACAUACCAUUACCAUCUUCAAAUUCAACCACCAUUGACACUCCUCAAACUAAACACGAAGACGCUAAGGAGAAACCCACUCAGGAUACCGCCAAGAAUCCAUCCUCUUGGGACCCUGAAGAUGAUAUCCUCUUGCGUCAUUUGAAAGAAGUGAAAAAAAUGGGGUGGAAGGAAAUUGCACAAUAUUUCCAUAAUAGAACUCCAAAUGCAUGUCAAUUCAGAUGGAGAAGAUUGAAAUCGGGUAAUUUGAAAUCAAACAAGACCGCUUUGAUCGAUGUCACGGAAUAUCAUGGAACUCUAAAGAUUCUUAAUAAUAACGUGGAAGCCACUAUUAAAUCUAAUGGGAACAAGAAGUCUACUGCAAAGACUAAAGCUGCAAGAGCUAAUUCCAUGCAGGAGAUUAGCCCUUCCAUGCCUCAUGUCGAUCAAUUACCCAGUAAUCCAGCAACAGUACCUGUUCCACACCAUUUUAAACAUUAUACUCCAGAACCAAAUCAAAUCUUACAACCAACAGCUACUCAUCAAAAUUUCGUCACUUCACAGCAAAAUUCCUUUAAUGGUGGUACAUCCUUCACUAAAUUUGCUAAUCCUGCACCAGCAUUACCUGACCCAUCAGAAUCUCAAUUCAUUAAACCAAGAGCAAACUCUCAUGGCUUCAUUAAACCAUUCUCCAUGCAACCUUAUCAUACCCCAAAUCCAUCAGCAAAUAUGGAAGGUGAACAUGUUGGAUUCAUCCCCAAAGUGUUUGUCAAGUCUAGAAGAAGUUCCAUUGCAAUCCUACCCUUAGAAUCGUCAGCCAUGUCUCCAACAUCUUCCACAUCCAACAGUAUUAAUAACGUAUUAAAUACCACUUUGGUAACUUCUAGAUCAAGGAAACAUUCCUUUGCUAGUUGGACAUCAAGACGUUCUUCAUUUAACGUGUCUAGUAAUACCCCUUCCAGGAGGGGAUCAAUGGUCAUUGCACCAAAUUCUAUGACUAAUGGUCCAAACUCUAGAAGAGAAUCUAUUGUAAAGAAGGAAAUGUUCGCUCGUCGUAUCUCAAACACACCAUCUAACAUCUUCCCUUCAUCUUAUAGUUUCGUGGAUUCACCAACAGUACAACCAAGAAAGGAUUCUAGAUCAAAUAUUGAGACUCAUUCCCUCUUACCAUGGUCUAAGGAGGAAGAUUCACUUUUAUUGGAAAAUAAAUCUAGAAAUUUAUCAAAUACUGAACUUUCAAUAUUAUUACCAAAUAGAACAGAAACGGAAAUUCAAUGGCGUAUUACCACAAUGUCACAAGAACAACUGCAAUCGCAAAAUUCAUCAGAUUCUUCCAUGUCACCAUCUCAAUCACCAAAGAAGGUUAAUGGGUUGAACUCUACAACAAUCAGACACCAUAAUGAUAAUAAUGAUGAUCAUCUUGAUCCAUUACAAAGACAACAUAAUAAAUCUCCUAACAACAUUUCAUCAACAUCAACUUCCAAGGACGUAUCACCAUCACCAACUUUCAACUCGAUCGACACUGAUGAUGAUUCUUCCGUGACAACCGCAGUGGGUAACAUGAAUAACAGCUCGACUGAUAUGAAUAAGAUUGAUUUCGGAGUAUAUAAUCUACAUUCGCAAAGCGUUACACCAAGAAUUAUAACUCAGACAGAUACCUCUUCUGUUUCAAACCAAUCUCAACAUUUACCAAGCAUAAACACUAUUUUCAACAAUAUGAUGUAA
Molecule: messenger RNA, 1848 nt
Organism: Naumovozyma castellii
Lineage: Eukaryota; Fungi; Ascomycota; Saccharomycetes; Saccharomycetales; Saccharomycetaceae
Gene: DOT6
Product: Dot6p
Exons: 1
Coding region: 1-1848 (615 amino acids)
Source: RefSeq, a predicted model, not a curated record